AGUUACCCUUCUAACAGUCAAAAACUGUCACGAAAAAGAUCUGAGUUUAAGACAAAGACAAACGGAAAAACAUUGGAAGAAUCUGUUUUAUUAGUAACAUCAUUUUUUUGGCGACUCUGAUCUUUAUUCUCUUCGCUUUUUCGAAGAACAAACCAAAGAACUAAAUCGUAAAUGUAAUUCAAAAAUAUCUUUCCAUUUGCGUGAGAAUACAUAUUUUUUAUGCUGCUUGAGCUUCUCUCUCAAUCUUUGGCCAUUUCGUUCAUGAACAAGUAAUACAAAAGCUAGGGAUUCUUACUUAGUCUCUUUUUGAAAAAAAAAAAAGGAAAAAAUGCAGAGUUACUUGAACGAGAACUUUGGAGAUGUGAAGCCGAAGAACUCAUCGGAAGAAGCUUUGCAACGAUGGAGGAAACUUUGUUGGAUCGUGAAGAAUCGUAAGCGAAGGUUUCGUUUUACUGCUAAUCUCUCCAAAAGAUUUGAAGCUGAAGCCAUUCGCCGCUCCAAUCAGGAAAAAUUUAGGGUUGCAGUUUUGGUUUCACAAGCUGCUCUUCAAUUUAUCCAUGGUUUAAACUUGUCUAGUGAAUAUGAUGCACCUGAAGAAGUUAAAGCAGCAGGUUUCCAGAUUUGUGCUGAUGAGUUGGGAUCUAUCGUAGAAGGCCAUGAUGUGAAGAAGUUGAAAAUUCACGGUGGGGUUGAUAAUAUUGCAGCCAAGCUCUCUACGUCAACUGUUGAUGGUAUUCCUACUUCUGAGCAUUUGAUAAAUGAAAGAAAACACGUUUAUGGAAUUAAUAAAUUUACUGAAACCCCUGCUCGCGGUUUUUGGGUUUUUCUGUGGGAAGCCCUUCAAGAUACAACCCUCAUGAUACUAGCUAUUUGUGCCUUUGUCUCUCUGGCUGUUGGCAUUACAGUGGAAGGAUGGCCAAAGGGUGCCUAUGAUGGUCUUGGAAUUGUUUUGAGUAUUCUUCUUGUUGUGUUUGUUACUGCUACUAGUGAUUACAAACAAUCUUUGCAGUUCAGAGAUUUAGACAAAGAGAAGAAAAAAAUAAUGGUUCAGGUUACCAGAGGUGGCCUGAGGCAGAAAAUAUCUAUAUUUGAUCUACUUCCUGGUGAUAUUGUUCAUCUUGCCACUGGAGACCAGGUCCCAGCUGAUGGGCUCUUCAUUUCGGGGUUUUCGGUUUUGAUAAAUGAAUCCAGUUUGACUGGAGAGAGUGAACCAGUUAAUGUGAAUACAGCAAACCCUUUUCUCCUCUCUGGAACCAAAGUGCAGGAUGGAUCAUGCAAGAUGCUUGUGACUACUGUUGGGAUGAGAACCCAAUGGGGUAAAUUGAUGGCCACUCUUAGUGAAGGUGGAGAUGAUGAGACCCCAUUGCAGGUUAAACUGAAUGGAGUUGCAACAAUUAUUGGGAAAAUAGGUUUAUUUUUUGCUGUUGUGACAUUUGCUGUUCUUGUACAAGGAUUGUUUAACCACAAGCUACAGGAAGGUACACAUUGGAUUUGGUCUGGAGAUGAUGCAAUGGAAAUGUUGGAAUUUUUUGCUAUUGCUGUUACAAUUGUUGUUGUUGCUGUUCCUGAGGGACUGCCUCUGGCUGUGACAUUAAGCCUUGCUUUUGCCAUGAAGAAGAUGAUGAAUGACAAAGCACUUGUCCGCCAUCUGGCUGCUUGUGAGACAAUGGGAUCUUCUACAAGUAUAUGCAGCGACAAAACAGGUACACUGACUACUAACCACAUGACUGUUGUGAAAACAUGCAUUUGUGAAGAAAUCAAGGAAGCGAGCAGCUCCAACAAGUGUAAUAAUUUUAGAUCAGCAGUUCCUGAAUCUGCUGUGAAAAUUUUACUUCAGUCAAUAUUUAAUAACACUGGGGGAGAAGUUGUUAAUAACAAGGACAACAAAAUUGAGAUACUGGGAACACCAACAGAAACUGCCCUUUUAGAAUUUGGAUUAUUGCUUGGUGGGGAUUUCCAAGCAGAACGACAAGCAUCAAAAAUUGUGAAAGUUGAGCCUUUCAACUCUGCAAAGAAAAGCAUGGGUGUAGUUAUAGAGUUUCCUGAAGGAGGUUACCGAGUCCAUUAUAAGGGUGCUUCUGAAAUAAUCCUAGCUGCAUGUGACAAAGUAAUAGGCUCAAAUGGUGAUGUUGUUCCCCUGGAUGAACCAACCACCAAUCAUCUAAAGAAUACAAUCGAACAAUUUGCUAGUGAAGCCCUUCGAACUUUAUGCCUUGCUUACAUGGAUAUGGGAACUGAUUUUUCUGUUGACAGCCACCUUCCCCUUAAAGGGUACACUUGUAUAGGCAUUGUUGGCAUUAAAGAUCCAGUACGCCCUGGCGUCAAGGAGUCUGUUGCAAUAUGUAGGUCAGCUGGAAUUACUGUCCGAAUGGUCACCGGGGACAACAUUAACACUGCUAAGGCUAUUGCAAGAGAAAUUGGAAUUUUGACUGAUAAUGGUAUAGCAAUUGAAGGUGCAGAAUUCCGGGAGAAAUCUGAGGAGGAAUUGGAUGAACUUAUUCCAACAAUACAGGUAAUGGCUCGAUCUUCACCUAUGGAUAAACAUACUCUUGUGAAACUCCUACGAACCACAUUUGGAGAGGUAGUUGCUGUGACUGGAGAUGGUACAAAUGACGCUCCAGCGCUUCAUGAAGCUGAUAUUGGGCUUGCAAUGGGCAUUGCUGGGACUGAGGUGGCCAAAGAAAGUGCAGAUGUCAUAAUCCUAAAUGAUAACUUUUCCACAAUUGUGACUGUGGCUAAAUGGGGACGUUCAGUUUAUUUAAAUAUCCAAAAAUUUGUUCAGUUUCAGCUGACUGUUAACGUGGUUGCCCUAAUUGUCAACUUUUCUUCAGCCUGUUUGACCGGAAAUGCUCCGCUAACUGCUGUUCAACUUCUAUGGGUCAACAUGAUCAUGGAUACUUUAGGGGCACUUGCGUUAGCUACAGAGCCUCCUAAUGAUGACUUGAUGAAGAGAUCACCAGUUGGUAGGAAGGGAAACUUCAUCAGUAAUGUAAUGUGGAGGAAUAUAUUAGGGCAGUCUCUAUAUCAGUUUGUGAUUUUAUGGUUUCUUCAGACAAGAGGAAAGGCAGCUUUUCAUCUCGAUGGCCCAGACUCUGAGUUGAUAUUGAACACGCUUAUUUUCAACUCAUUUGUCUUUUGCCAGGUUUUCAAUGAAAUUAGCUCCAGAGAGAUGGAAAAGAUUAAUGUUCUCGAAGGCAUAUUGAAAAACCAUGUGUUUGUGGCUGUGCUAAGUUGCACCAUCAUCUUCCAAAUUGUAAUUGUUGAGUUUCUUGGUACCUUUGCGAGCACCUGUCCUCUCACUUUGCAGCAGUGGUUUGUCAGCGUCUGCCUUGGAUUCCUUGGUAUGCCAAUCGCUGCCGCUUUAAAGUUGAUUCCUGUAGGAUCAAACUGAGAUCAGGGCAAUCUAGGAAUGGCUUAAAUUGUGGAUGGGUGAAAGAAGGCUGAAUGAUCUGGGUGUACCUCACGAGUGUUGACCGGACUUGCUUUUGUCUGGUUAAUGUUGGGCUAUCUUUGCUGAUUGCCAUUAAUCACAGGGUGGACAGGAUACUUCUGACAUUGUGGCUUCCUUUUACAAGAAGAAAUGACUCAAAGCAAGGUAGGGGAAAGGUGGCCAAGGGCGGGGACAUCACCUUCGAUGCUAUUAUGCAAUAUAACCUCAUAAAAUCCAUAUUUAUCCAUUUCUUCAUGAGUAUUUAGAGCUCUCUGGUUCGAAUUAGGAAGAAAAAUGUCCGAAGGCUGAAAACGGUGGGAGAGGAAAAAGAGAAGAUGGGAGCAAAAUAAGCUAAAAGCUUAAACAAAAAUUGGCACAUAAAGAAGAGGCUGGUUUUUGGUUAACAGAUAAAUCCAACUAAACUCCUGCAAGACUUAUCCAGAGACAGAUUUAACUCAUCUUGAAUAUAGGAUUUAAGGGUUUAAAUGAUAUCAUUACAUCAAGGCAUGCACAGUUUCUUAAACCAACUUAGAAGAAUAGAAAUCAAAUUGUGGGGUUAUAAACUUAAUUAUACGUACGAUGUACUGUAUAAUUUCCUUGUUUCUGGUUGGUCACCGCAUUCCAAUUCAUUCGCAGUGGUGAACUUUCCUAGCAAAUGCACACUGAAAAAUGUACUAUGUGCCCGAAGCGCAAUUGCAGACUGUUUGAUGCAUUUUUGGCUUAUUCAGAUAUACCAUUAGUUCAAUCAGAUUGGGAACGGUGGAUCAGCAGAAGCGAAGCGCUGUAUACAAUGCCAGAGUGACAGAUUUAUCAAGUCAUUGCCAUUUGAUAUAAGAUCAGGAGGCUGCAGCUAGAAGAAUGUGCUAAGAGCCAGGGAAAGUACCAAAUACUUGUUUGUCAGUUUUGACCCACCCCCCAACCCCUAAGCCAUGAAAGAGAAAUACAAUCCCCCAUUGGCUAUUGAGGACAAAAAACAAAUUAUUCACAGUUUCACCCCAUGAAUUAGCAUCUGCAGAAACGCCAAUCUAAUGUCCCCCGGAUCGUUGGUUUCAGUCAAAAUAUCUUAUUAGAGAAAGGACUGUUUGUUUUCCACUCUAUUUACUGUCUCUCUAUGAAGAACAAUUGGCCAAUUGAUUACCCUGGAUUAGUUUCAAAGUACAAACAGUACCAUUGCAACCUUUUUUAUCCACCGGAUAGGGAAGGGAUGGGAUAGAUAUGACAGGGUUCGAACUCCACCCAACAUGUCUUUUGAAGUCUUCUUAAUCGCUAGCUCAAAAAGCUGAAAGACAUACCACCGCGACUUUUAUUAUCACAUUUAGACAUAUUCGCACAACAGGUUACAACGGCAAUCGGGAGAUACUGAAUGGUUAUUACUGGUUCUCAACUAUAGAAUGCUUUUUUUUUUUUCGUGUGGUAACCGUAACAGUGUAACUUCACAGUUAGCUAAAACAUAUCUAUCAAUAAU
Durio zibethinus is the source of this 4895-nucleotide messenger RNA. Its product is annotated as calcium-transporting ATPase 1-like. Gene Ontology annotation, molecular function: ATP hydrolysis activity; calmodulin binding; ATP binding. The record is from RefSeq and is a predicted model, not a curated record. Gene Ontology annotation, biological process: calcium ion transmembrane transport. Gene Ontology annotation, cellular component: plasma membrane; intracellular membrane-bounded organelle. NCBI's taxonomy places the organism in Eukaryota, Viridiplantae, Streptophyta, Magnoliopsida, Malvales, Malvaceae.